Messenger RNA from Capsaspora owczarzaki ATCC 30864, 2044 nucleotides. RefSeq lists its product as hypothetical. The transcript has 15 exons. Bases 16 to 1749 code for a protein of 577 amino acids. NCBI's taxonomy places the organism in Eukaryota, Filasterea, Ministeriida, Capsasporidae. The record is from RefSeq and is a predicted model, not a curated record. Gene Ontology annotation, molecular function: protein binding.
GAUCCACAGCCCUUUAUGAUUGAUUUUGUCAAGAUGAAACCGAACGGAUUUGCCUUUGGUCUCGUUCUGCUGUUAAUUUGCGUGGCCAAUCACGUCCAGUUGGCUCAGGCAGCCAACGCUUGCGGCAUUGGCGCGGUGUGCGGUUGCUCAGGAACUACUGUCGAUUGCCACGGAAACUCUCUCACAGCUAUUCCAGGCGGAAUCCCAACCGCCACGACGCAGCUGCUUCUGUACACCAACAAUAUCACCAGCAUUCCUGCAAACGCAUUCGCAAGCCUGACUCGGCUGACGAUCUUAACUCUGGACGUCAACCAAAUCACCAGCAUUCCUGCAACCGCAUUCACAGGCCUGAGCGCGCUGACGCUCUUAUCUCUGGGAAGCAACCCGAUCACCAGCAUGUCCGCCUCGGCAUUCACAGACCUUACCAAGCUGACACAAUUAUCUCUGGACAACACCCCGAUCACCAGCAUUUCUGCAAACGCAUUUGCGGGCUUGAGUGCGCUGACACAAAUGUUUCUGUAUCAAACCCAGAUCACCAGCAUUUCUGCAAGCGCAUUUGCAGACCUGCGCUCGCUGCAAAAGUUGUAUCUAUACGGCAACAGGAUCACCAGCAUUUCUGCAAACGCAUUCACGGGCCUUACCAAGCUGGCUUACCUGGAUUUGUCCUACAAUCAGAUCACCAGCAUUUCCGCAAACGCAUUCGCAGACCUGAGCUCGCUGACAGACUUGCGACUGUACUUCAACCAGAUGAGCAGCCUGGCUGCAAAUACAUUCACAGGGUUGAGCGCGUUAACUCAAUUGAGUCUGCUCAACAACCAGAUCACCGCCAUUUCUGCAAACGCAUUCACAGGCUUGAAUGCACUGAAACUCUUGUAUCUGCACAACAACCUCAUCACCACUAUUGCUGCAAACUCAUUCGCAGGCUUGCCCUCGCUGACUGUCUUGCAAGUGUACAACAACACGAUCACCAGCAUUUCCGCAAACGCAUUCACGGGGCUGAGCGCACUGACAAUGUUUCUGCUGAACUACAACCAGAUCACCAGCAUUCCCGCCUCUGCGUUCACAGAGCUGACUACACUGCAAGUCUUGGCUUUGGAUAACAAUCCCUUCACCACUUUGCCGCCGGGUCUGUUUCAGGGCUUGCCCAAUAACUUGUAUUUGUCGGCUCCUGAUUUUUAUUACUACAAACCAUUGUACCCCAACAACUUUACCUUUGGCGGGAAUACUGUCGCUCCGCCCAGCACAUACGGCAGUGCAUCCGUACCGUACCAGUGCGAUACAGCCUGUGCUACCUGCUUUGCUGCUGGGUCUAGUUCUUGUUGCGGGAUCAAUUGUCUGACCUGCAAUUCAUCUGAUCCCUGCACUCAGUGCUAUGACGGAUACGGCAUGCUGAGUGGAUCCUGCGUUCCGUUCCCUUCGAUUGCUUCUGCUUCGGCUGCGUCUCUUGUGUCCGCUGUCUCGGCAUCCGUUGCUUCCCUCGAUGCUGCGUCCUCAGCGUCAAUGGCCACUGAGGCGUCCGCGUCCGCUGCCAGUGCCUCAUCCGUUUGGCAGACAUCUGCCGCAUCUGCCGCAUCUGCAUCCAAUGCUCCAAAGGAUUCAAGUGAUGCAUCUUCUGGGCCUAUUAUUGGAGGAGUGAUUGGUGGCGUGUUUGCUCUCCUGUUGUUGGCUGCGCUGUUUGUCGCCCUUCGGCGCCGUCGCUCCCGAAAGCCAUUCGCUACUACCAGCGCGGGUUACCACUCUAUGGAAUAACAUCCCAUUCGACCUGUGGCUCUCGUUGCUCUGCGAAUCCAAGCUUACAACAUUCUCACGCCUUGUGCCGUUAGCUUGUCGGAAGCUGCCUCGGCUUAUUGUGUCUGCAUUCAGUGCUAGUGUGCCGCUCGCCUCCUCGCCGACUACUGACACGAAGAUCGACGUAGUCCGAGAGUGAUGUCGACUUUGUUGUUUGCCGCAAACCUCUUGCUUGUCUGGUUGUUCGAACGCAUUGUACAUUUGUGUCUGUCAUUGUCAUGCGGAACAUCUCAGAAUAUUUGAUUUUGCUCAGAAG